AUGGGAAAAAUCGUACAUAUCGUAUUAUGGAAACUUAAAGGUCCAGUAUCCAAUCAUGAAGCAGCUAAAAAAGCUAUAGGUGCAUUAUUGAAAGUUCCUGGACCUGAAAAGGCGACCCUUGGUCCUCCUUUACUUGAUGCUAGAGCCAAAGGUUUCGAUUAUGGCCUUUACUCAAUCUUCUCAUCGGCUGAAGCACUUCAAACCUACGCCGUAUCAGAAGCUCACGUCUCAGUAGUCACAAACAAUGUCAAACCAAAUGUAGAUGAGCUCUUGGCCUAUGAUUUCGAGCUUGAUGAGUGA
This is a messenger RNA of Kwoniella shivajii, 300 nucleotides long. RefSeq lists its product as uncharacterized. Lineage: Eukaryota; Fungi; Basidiomycota; Tremellomycetes; Tremellales; Cryptococcaceae. The coding region runs from base 1 to 300 and encodes 99 amino acids. The transcript has 5 exons. The record is from RefSeq and is a predicted model, not a curated record.